Pocillopora meandrina is the source of this 777-nucleotide messenger RNA. Lineage: Eukaryota; Metazoa; Cnidaria; Anthozoa; Scleractinia; Pocilloporidae. The record is from the annotation of a GenBank genome assembly.
AUGCCAUCUGUGAUAAAAAACCAAGGGGAAGAAGUCAAAGAACUCUUGAUCGAGCGCCGUAUGAAGUGGCUUUCCGCCAUUAGCAGAGUAGGAUUGACGGAAGAUAUUCUUAAGAACGACAGAGUUUGUAGCUGUCAUUUUGUCUCUGGAUGUCCAGCAGCCAAUUGGGACAAGUAUAAUGUCCACUGGGUCCCUUCUCUACACCUAGGACACGAUAAGAAAGGAAAAAUGGAUCUUGAACUGCAGGCUGCUCGGUCUGAUCGAGUGAAGACGCGAAGAAAGCGAAGACAUGAACAGGCUUUGACUGAGACAGCUGCCAAAGUACAGCUACUUGAUGUUGAUGGUAAGAUGGUAAAGGAACUCAUUUUUGACAAUUCUUCAUCAGAUAUUCGUAAUGAGACAAGUGUUGGUAACAAACAAGACGUUGAUUUUGGGGAUUUGGAUGAAGUUUCAUCACAGUUCAAUAAACUGACAUUAAAAGAUGCAACCUCACAGACAGAGAGCGAGACUAAAAACUCGACAACCCAGACUGAGGAAUAUGAUUAUAUGUUUGAGAAUGUUAAAAAAGCUACUUUCGACCUUGAAGACAUGCAGGAUGAUGACAAAGUACAUAUUUAUACCGGCCUGCCUACAUUUCAUGUUCUCAAUUGCCUAUAUUAUGAACACAUGUGCAUUUAUAUAACCAGAAAGUCACUCACCCUCACGAAAUUUCAAAUUCUUAUGAUAGUUUUGUUAAAGUUAAGGCUUGAUGUGCCUUUUCAAGACCUGGCAUACUGA